AUGGCCGCCGCGCAGGCAGCCCAGCCCAGCGUGUGGGAGCUCGAUUUGCCGGCGCUGCGGCCAGCCGCGAGGAGGGCGGAUCUGCCGGAUCUGAAGCUGGGGCCAGUGGUCCAUAAUUUCAGCUCGGGGCCGGGGCCCCUUCCCCCCGCGGUGAUGGAGGGAGCCCAUUCCAAGCUCCUUUCCUGGCCAGAGGCCCCCGGCAUUUCGGUCAUGUCGGUCUCACACCGCGAGUCAGGGGGGCCGUACCAGCGGCUGAUGGUGCGGGUGGAGCAGCUGGUGCGCGAGGCGCUCGACGUGCCUGCCAACUACGCCGUCCUCUUCAUGCAGGGCGGAGCGCACGCCCAGUUCUCCGCUGUGCCCCUCAACCUCGCCAGCCCUGCGGCCGACGGCGGGCUCCGCUCGACGUCGCACAUCGACACGGGCUUCUGGGCGCGGAGGGCAGCGACCGAGCACGCAAAGCGCGUGCAAGAGAGCGAGGCCGUGGGCGGAGAGCGGCUCGCCGCACGUCUCGGCUCCCCGCACCCGCUCUGCCCGUCGGCGAUGUCCUACUCGGCGAUGGCGUCAACCUCGCCCAUCCCGAACCUCUACCUGACGCCGCCAACCUUCUCCCUCUACAUGGUCGGGCUCGUCCUCGAGCACCUCCGCGAGGCUGGCGGCGUCGCCACCGCGGAGCGCCGCGCCGCCCUCCGCUCCGGCUGGCUGUACGAGGUCAUCGACUCCUCGCGCGGCUUCUACCAAAACAGCGUCGAGCCGUCGUCGCGGUCGCGCAUGUCGGUCCCGUUCACACUCGCCCCGGGCGCGCGCUCGCCCGAGGAGCUCGCCGCCCUCGAGCAAACCUUUCUGGCCGAGGCCGAGGCCGCCGGCUUCACCCACCUCCGCGGGCACCCCCUCGCGGGCGAGCUGCCGCCCACCCUGCCCACGCCGCUGCUCUCCACCCCCAAACACGCGCACACACACACCGCCACCGCCACCUCUCCCGUGCCCCGCCCCACCACCGGCCACCCCGCCACUCACGUCGCGUGCCCCGGCCAGCGCACCGACGGCGCGUGA
Molecule: messenger RNA, 1050 nt
Organism: Emiliania huxleyi CCMP1516
Lineage: Eukaryota; Haptophyta; Isochrysidales; Noelaerhabdaceae
Exons: 5
Coding region: 1-1050 (349 amino acids)
Biological process (GO): L-serine biosynthetic process
Cellular component (GO): cytoplasm
Molecular function (GO): O-phospho-L-serine:2-oxoglutarate transaminase activity; pyridoxal phosphate binding
Source: RefSeq, a predicted model, not a curated record